AUGUAUGUUGUAUUGCAUUUGUGCUGUUCAUUAUUAUUGUUAUUAUUAUUAUUGUUAUUAUUAUUAUUAUUAUUAUUAUUAUUAUUAUUAUUAUUAUUAUUAUUAUUAUUAUUAUUAUUAUUAUUAUUAUUAUUAUUAUUAUUAUUAUUAUUAUUAUUAUUAUUAUUAUUAUUAUUAUUAUUAUUAUUAUUAUUAUUAUUAUGUUAUGUCAAUGAAAAUUCAAUAUUGCAUGGGAAAUGA
Molecule: messenger RNA, 240 nt
Organism: Necator americanus (New World hookworm)
Lineage: Eukaryota; Metazoa; Nematoda; Chromadorea; Rhabditida; Ancylostomatidae
Exons: 1
Coding region: 1-240 (79 amino acids)
Source: RefSeq, a predicted model, not a curated record